AUGCUCGACAACCCCGGCCAGAUCCGGCGGGAUUCUUCCCGCUUAGCAGAUGCAAACCCGGCCAGUGACGCCGGCGGUAACGACAGCGAUGAUGAUGACUUGGUGCCUGACCUUUCAGUGUCCUUACUCUCGAUGCCCCGUUUCACAACAGAGCAUAAGCAGGCUCAACACGACGCCUGGGUGCCGUUUGCGCAAUUUCUCGCCCAGCUGCCUGGCUUGCAAGAUCUGGUAUACGCUUGUACCAGUCGAACACCGGCCUGCGUACCGACAGCACUGCAUCAACAUCACUCAAGAAGCUGUCUUCACAUGCGGGCCUUCAUCCUCUCCAGUCUCGACCACCAGCAGGUCGAACAAGUCCACGGCAUCGAUCCGGACGAAUUCGCCCUUGUCACGUCGCCGUGCCUCUACCGCAUCAAUACCACAUCUGAGAUCGACACCCAAUCUGCCUUCGCCUAA
Messenger RNA from Parathielavia appendiculata, 456 nucleotides. RefSeq lists its product as uncharacterized. The coding region runs from base 1 to 456 and encodes 151 amino acids. Lineage: Eukaryota; Fungi; Ascomycota; Sordariomycetes; Sordariales; Chaetomiaceae. The record is from RefSeq and is a predicted model, not a curated record. The transcript has a single exon.